CGGAAGCCAGGGCAAAGCUGGUGGAAGGCAAAUGGCCCAGGGCUCGGCCACCCACCCAAGCCAAGGAUGGAUAGAUGAGCCAGGGAUUCCACCCACCUGCCCUGUGCAGGGGACAAGAAAGUUCCAGGCCUGCGCUCAGCCCUGCCUCUCCUGGCCAGGUUUUCCCAGCCCCACCUCGGAUAAUGGCUGCCGGGCUGCUUGACCUCUGUGCCCUUCUCUUGAUCUUGCUGGACGGGACGCAAGGCUCCAGGAGCCCCGUGGGAAGCGAGCGGCCCUUCAUCACCGUCUGGAACGCCAACACCCAGUGGUGUCUGGAAGAGUAUGGGGUGGACGUGGAUGUCAGCGUCUUCGAUGUGGUGGUCAACCCCGGGCAGGCCUUCCACGGUCCUAACAUGACCAUCUUCUACAGCUCACAGCUGGGGACCUACCCUUACUAUACGGCCACGGGGGAGCCCAUCUUUGGUGGCUUGCCCCAGAAUGCCAGCCUGCAGACCCACCUGGCCUGCGCGUUCUGGGACAUCCAGGCUGCCAUCCCCGCACCUGCCUUCUCGGGCCUGGCGGUCAUCGACUGGGAGGCCUGGCGUCCGCGCUGGGCCUUCAACUGGGAUUCCAAGGACAUUUAUCGGCAGCGUUCCCAGGCGCUGGUGCAGACACAGCACCCCGAUUGGCCGGCGAGCCGGGUGGAGGAAGCAGCCGAAGACCAGUUUCAGGAAGCGGCGCGCGUCUGGAUGGCCAGCACCCUGCAGCUGGGCCGGACGCUGCGUCCUCGGGGCCUCUGGGGCUACUAUGGCUUCCCCAGCUGUUACAACUAUGACUUUCUGAGUGCGAAUUACACAGGGAAGUGCUCACCCACCGUCCGUGCCCAGAACGACCAGCUGAGCUGGCUCUGGAACCAGAGCCGGGCCCUCUACCCCAGCAUCUACAUGCCCGCCCCGCUGGUGGGCACGGGGAAAGCGCGGAUGUUUGUGCAGCAUCGUGUGGGCGAGGCGUUCCGCGUAGCCGCCACUGCCCGGGACCCUAACUUGCCCGUGUUGCCCUAUGUGCAGAUCUUCUACAACAGGACAAAGCUUCUGCCCUUGGAAGAGUUGGAGCACAGCCUGGGAGAGAGUGCAGCCCAAGGGGCAGCAGGAGUAGUACUCUGGGUCAGCUGGGAAAACACAAAGACUAAGGAAUCAUGCCAGGCCAUCAAGGAGUAUAUGGACAGCACCCUGGGGCCCUUCAUCCUGAACGUCACCAGUGGGGCUCUUAUGUGCAGUCAAGCCCUGUGCACGGGUCACGGUCGCUGUGUCCGCCGCCACCGCCACCACCCCAAGGCCCAGCUGUUCCUCAACCCUGCAAGCUUCUCCAUCCAGCGUGCCCUGGGGGGCCGACCUUUGACCCUGAAGGGUACCCUCUCCCUCGAGGAUUGGGCACAGAUGGCUGUGAAGUUCAAGUGUCGCUGUUACCAGGGCUGGCGAGGAGCCUGGUGUGAACACAGGGACAUUUGGUGAUGGGCGGGGCCCACACAGGUUUGCACCUCAUGAACUCUGGGGUGACCACAGCGUUCCGCAAUACAGGCCAUGCAAGUCAUGGUCACGGGACACGCAGACGUCACGCCGGGCAUUAAGAGAUCUGUUUAUUUCAGUGCCCAAAGUGGGGGAACUCUGGUAUCCAGGGGGCACAGGGAGGGUGCGGGGCAGGGGUAGGAUCCUGUCCCCAAGGAACUCA
Messenger RNA from Perognathus longimembris pacificus (Pacific pocket mouse), 1707 nucleotides. It is a transcript of the gene Hyal1, whose product is annotated as hyaluronidase 1. NCBI's taxonomy places the organism in Eukaryota, Metazoa, Chordata, Mammalia, Rodentia, Heteromyidae. Bases 75 to 1490 code for a protein of 471 amino acids. Gene Ontology annotation, biological process: hyaluronan catabolic process; carbohydrate metabolic process. The record is from RefSeq and is a predicted model, not a curated record. Gene Ontology annotation, molecular function: hyalurononglucosaminidase activity. The transcript is spliced from 3 exons.